AUGCUGUAUUAUGUAAAAGACAUCCCAGCUACCUUGAAAUUCUUCCAUAGUCUCUUAGGUGCCAAUGCUAAGAUUCUUAUUACUGUUGUGUCAGGAACCAGUGGCUGGGACAAGCUGUGGAAAAAGUACAGAUCCCGCUUCCCCCAGAAUGACCUCUGCCAAUAUGUCACAUCGUCCGACCUCACUCAGAUGCUUGACAACCUGGGGUUGAAGUAUAAGUGUCAUGACCUUCUGUCCGUCAUGGACAUAUCUGACUGCUUUAUUGAUGGUAAUGAAAAUGGAGACCUGCUUUGGGACUUUUUGACUGAAACCUGCAACUUUAACUCAACAGCACCACCUGAUCUCAAAGCAGAAAUUCUGAAAGAUCUACAAGAGCCUGAAUUUAGUAUUAAGAAAGAGGGGAAGGUUCUUUUUAAUAAUACUCUGAGUUUCAUAGUGGUGGAGGCAUAACUAUCAAUCAUUUAAGACUGUCUUCAAAAAUUAAAUUUUGAACAAUGUUGAUUAUUCAUUUCCAUGUUAAAAUUACAGAACAUCUCAAUGCAGGUAAAGCAUUGUUUCUUAUAUAGGAAAUCUAGAAAAUUCCAAAACAUUCUAGACUUACAUGUAGAAUCAUAUGAGAAUAUGGGAUAUUGCUAGUCUUAUGUUGUCCCUCCUUCAAGUAGAGAGACCGCAUAUAGGCUGAACACCACAUAAGCUGGAAAAAUGAGGAAACUGAAUUUCACUGACUUAAUGACAAUAAAAUCCUUUACAUUUGCUGAUUGUCUGGA
Molecule: messenger RNA, 767 nt
Organism: Propithecus coquereli (Coquerel's sifaka)
Lineage: Eukaryota; Metazoa; Chordata; Mammalia; Primates; Indriidae
Product: histamine N-methyltransferase-like
Exons: 2
Coding region: 1-450 (149 amino acids)
Molecular function (GO): N-methyltransferase activity
Source: RefSeq, a predicted model, not a curated record